This is a messenger RNA of Colletotrichum destructivum, 2046 nucleotides long. Its product is annotated as Putative major facilitator, sugar transporter, major facilitator superfamily. Gene Ontology annotation, cellular component: membrane. Gene Ontology annotation, biological process: transmembrane transport; carbohydrate transport. Lineage: Eukaryota; Fungi; Ascomycota; Sordariomycetes; Glomerellales; Glomerellaceae. The record is from RefSeq and is a predicted model, not a curated record. Gene Ontology annotation, molecular function: carbohydrate:proton symporter activity. The coding region runs from base 120 to 1730 and encodes 536 amino acids. The transcript has 5 exons.
CGUUCGUCCACGAUCCACUCCGCUCCUCACCCGCAAGUCGGCCAAUUCAACUUCGACACUCUCCCUGUCAGACGCCUCAUUCACUUUCUCCACUGGUAUCCAGAAAGCCAACCAUCACCAUGGCGAAGAAGACUAUUGUCUCGCAGCAGGUCGUCGCCAAUGUCGACGUCGCGCAGGCCGAGGCGCCGCGCUUCGAGAAGGUCUACUGGACCAAGGAGCCCCAUCUCCGCAAGCUCUACUUCUCGACAGUCUUCCUCAUGGUCGCCUCGGCCACCACGGGCUACGACGGCAUGCUCGUCAACACGUCCCAGCAGAUGAAGCGGUGGAAGGACUUCUUCGGCGACGGCGUCUCGGACAACAACAAGCUCGGCAUCCUCAUCAACAUGUUCAACAUCGGUUCCAUCAUAUCCUUCUUCAUCACCCCCUAUGUCGCCGAUACGUACGGCCGCAAGGUGGCCAUCGUCAGCGGCUGCUUGUUCAUGAUCGUCGGCGGUGCCAUCACCGCCUUCUGCAACGGCUGGGGAAUGUACGUCGGCGGUCGAUUCAUCCUUGGUUUCGGCAACUCUCUGGCACAGAUGGCGUCGCCCCUCCUUUUGACCGAGAUCUGCCACCCUCAACACCGUGGCCCUGUCACUGCCAUCUAUAAUUGCUUGUGGAAUUUGGGCGCGCUCGUCGUCGCCUCCAUUGGAUGGGGAACCUCGUACAUAAACAACGAUUGGUGCUGGCGUUCAAUUACCUUCAUUCAAAUCGUGCCGUCCGUCAUCCAGCUGAUCGGCAUCUGGUGGGUCCCGGAAUCGCCGCGCUUUCUCAUCAACAAGGACCGCUCCGAAGAUGCGCUCGCAGUCCUGGCCAAGCACCACGCCGGCGGCGAUUUUAACAAUGCCACAGUCCAGUUCGAGUACCGCGAGAUGAAGGAGACAAUCACAAUGGAGAGAGAUGCCGAAAAAACGACGAGUUACGCCGACUUCUUCCGCACCAAGGGUAACCGGUGGCGCCUCGCCAUCAUCAUCUCCCUCGGUGUCAUCUCGCAAUAUUCAGGCAAUGCGUUAUUCAGCAAUUACAUGGAUGCAAUCUACGAGGGCGCCGGUAUUACUGAACAAAAUCAGAAGCUCGCCAUCUCGACUGGCAAGUCGAUACUCGAUUUGUCGUGCUCCAUCGGGGCCGCGCUGACCGUGGACUAUUUCGGCCGCCGCCCGCUCUUUCUCGUUGCAAUCAGCGGUAUGGUAGGCUCCUUCGUCUGCUGGACAAUCACUGGCGCUGUGUUCGAAAACUCAGGCGCCACGAACCAGGGUUCUGGUUACGCCCAGCUGGUCUUCAUCUGGAUCUUUGGCAUCUUCUACGACAUUGGCUUCUCUGGCUUGCUCGUGGCCUACGCCCUCGAGGUCCUUCCAUUCCAUUUGCGUGCUAAAGGAAUGAUGAUUAUGAACAUCACUGUUCAAGCCAUCCUGGCCAUCGGAAACCAAACAAACAAGGUCGCGUGGGACAACCUCCCGAACCACUGGAACUUCAUGCUGUUCUACACUCUCUGGGACUUUUGCGAGCUCGUCUUCGUCUACUUCUUUUACGUUGAGACCAAGGGCCCGACGCUCGAGGAGAUCUCCAAGAUCUUUGACGGCGACGCCGCCAUUGGCCAGGUCGACCCGGCCCAGAUCGAGAAGGAGAUUCACGCCGACCACCACGAGGACGACAUUAACACGCGUGCCGCGCGCAGCGAGAAGACGGCCGCCUGAGGGCUUUUUUUUGCGGCUUACGGUCGAUACUGAUUGAAAAAGUGAAAUACACAACAAAAAAAACUCCCUCGUACACUUCGAACCCCUCUCCCCUUUUGUAAUGCCCCGCUUGGAUUCUUCUGAUCUAGCUUUUGUGUGGUGGGAUGUAAUGCUGGCCCGACGCUUCGGUCGGGCUUAGGCUUGGAAACGAUUAUGAUACCAGAGGUUUCUCGCGACGAGUCGUGUGUCGCUCUCCUCCUUGCAGACAGGGCGGCUUUCACCUCGACUGAGCGGCGCCUUAUCCCCCCCCCGAACACUCUCGUUUCCCCAAGUAGCC